CGGGGCGGCGGGAUGCGGCGCCUGGGGCGGCAGUGACCACGGAGCGCACCCCUCGGGCCCAGCCCUGACUCCCGCCGCCCGCGCGCCCGCCCGCCCGCCGAGCCCCCGCCGAGGUGAGCCCCAACACGCGGGUCCACGACCCCGGGUCUGGACAGGCCGAGAUGACGCCGAGUCCCGCGUUGCUGCUGCUGCUGCUGCCGCUGCUGCUGCUGCUGCUGGGGGCCCUCCCACUGGCUGCCGCCGCCCGAGGCCCCCCAAGGAUGGCGGACAAGGUGGUCCCCAGGCAGGUAGCCCGGCUGGGCCGCACUGUGCGUCUGCAGUGUCCAGUGGAAGGGGACCCGCCACCACUGACCAUGUGGACCAAGGAUGGCCGCACAAUCCACAGUGGCUGGAGCCGCUUCCGCGUACUGCCCCAGGGCCUGAGGGUGAAGGAAGUGGAGUCCGAGGAUGCUGGCAUCUACGUGUGCAAGGCCACCAAUGGCUUUGGCAGCCUCAGUGUCAACUACACCCUCAUCGUGAUGGAUGACGUCAGCCCAGGGAAGGAAAGCCUGGGGCCCGAUGGCUUCUCCGGGGGCCAAGAGGACCCGGGCAGUCAGCAGUGGGCGCGGCCUCGCUUCACACAGCCCUCCAAGAUGAGGCGCCGGGUGAUCGCACGGCCAGUGGGCAGCUCUGUGCGGCUAAAGUGCGUGGCCAGUGGGCAUCCACGACCCGACAUCAUGUGGAUGAAGGACGACCAGGCCUUGACACGCCCAGAGGCCAGUGAGCAUAGGAAGAAGAAGUGGACGCUGAGCCUGAAGAACCUGCGGCCCGAGGACAGCGGCAAGUACACGUGCCGCGUGUCAAACCGGGCGGGUGCCAUCAACGCCACCUACAAGGUGGAUGUGAUCCAGAGGACCCGCUCCAAGCCUGUGCUCACGGGCACACACCCCGUGAACACGACAGUGGACUUUGGGGGGACGACGUCCUUCCAGUGCAAGGUGCGCAGCGACGUGAAGCCCGUGAUCCAGUGGCUGAAGCGCGUGGAGUACGGCGCCGAGGGCCGCCACAACUCCACCAUUGACGUGGGCGGCCAGAAGUUUGUGGUGCUGCCCACAGGUGACGUGUGGUCGCGGCCGGAUGGCUCCUACCUCAACAAGCUCCUCAUCACGCGUGCCCGCCAGGACGACGCAGGCAUGUACAUCUGCCUGGGCGCCAACACCAUGGGCUACAGCUUCCGCAGCGCCUUCCUCACCGUGCUGCCAGACCCAAAACCGCCAGGGCCACCAGUGGCCCCUUCAUCCUCCACCAGCAGCCUCCCAUGGCCUGUGGUCAUCGGUAUCCCAGCUGGCGCCGUCUUCAUCCUGGGCACCGUGCUCCUGUGGCUCUGCCAGGCUAAGAAGAAGCCGUGUACCCCUGCAUCUGCCCCGCCCAUGCCUGGGCACCGCCCACCUGGGACGGCCCGUGACCGCAGUGGGGACAAGGACUUGCCUGCAUCAGCUGCCCUCAACCCUGGCCCUGGCGUGGGGUUGUGUGAGGAACUUGGGCCCCCAGCAGCCCCCCAGCUCCUGCUGGGCCCAGGCCCGGUUGCUGGCUCCAAGCUGUACCCCAAACUCUACACGGACAUCCACACGCACACACACACGCACUCACAUAUGCAUUCACACGUGGAGGGCAAAGUGCAUCAGCACCAGCACAUCCACUACCAGUGCUAGACGGUGGCGUCCCUGCAGAACGCCGGGGUGCUGGGGCCGAGGGCAGACAGGAGGAGGCUUGGGAGGGGCAGGGGGCAGAGCGCAAGGAGGGAGGUGGACCCACCACGGGAGGUGUGGCAACACCCUGGGGCGCCCCGUGUGAGGCUCACAAAGCCCUCGACAUGUGCACACAUGCAGACAUGUACGCACGCACACACAGACAUGUUGC
This is a messenger RNA of Propithecus coquereli (Coquerel's sifaka), 1899 nucleotides long. RefSeq names its product fibroblast growth factor receptor-like 1 (gene FGFRL1). Gene Ontology annotation, molecular function: fibroblast growth factor receptor activity; fibroblast growth factor binding. Gene Ontology annotation, cellular component: plasma membrane. The record is from RefSeq and is a predicted model, not a curated record. Lineage: Eukaryota; Metazoa; Chordata; Mammalia; Primates; Indriidae. The transcript is spliced from 7 exons. Bases 162 to 1691 code for a protein of 509 amino acids.